Suhomyces tanzawaensis NRRL Y-17324 is the source of this 603-nucleotide messenger RNA. RefSeq names its product Zcf3p (gene ZCF3). The record is from RefSeq and is a predicted model, not a curated record. Bases 1 to 603 code for a protein of 200 amino acids. The transcript has 3 exons. Lineage: Eukaryota; Fungi; Ascomycota; Pichiomycetes; Serinales; Debaryomycetaceae. Gene Ontology annotation, molecular function: zinc ion binding; DNA-binding transcription factor activity, RNA polymerase II-specific. Gene Ontology annotation, biological process: regulation of DNA-templated transcription.
AUGACAGACUACAAAUCAUACCAGCAAGUGCUCAGUAUCGGUGUCAAAAGAGCCGGCGCAAAGCCCAAAAAGGUGACCAAGCCAAAGUCCCAGCCUGCCAACAUCAAAAGAAGAACAAAAACAGGAUGCUUGACCUGCCGCAAGAGAAAGAAGAAGUGUGACGAAGACAAGGUCAACGGAAAGUGCCAGGGAUGCACCAGAAACUUCUUGGAAUGCUGCUGGCCAGCGGAACAGGAGUUGGCUCCCAAGGCAGAGCCAUCUGUUCUUGCCACUCCUGUGGUGGCGCCAAUGAGUCCCGUGUCUACUCCUCCACCUGCCAAGUGCACUAUCGAGUCGAUGUUGGCCACGCCUAUCAACCCAUACCCAAGUCCUAUUGCAUCGCCCAUCUCCGAGCCUAAGAAGGAGCCAGAAGACGUCAAGUUUUUGGCGCUUCCUCCGUUGGCCCACAAAAAGCAGCCACCACAACCGGAACCAACCGCCAAGUUCAUUAUCACCUCGUUCAACACCCACAACGACUUGUGCCAGGUUUUUUGGGAUAGACGGUUUAUUUGCGGCUAUUUAGUCCUAUCGGCAGGAGAACGCGAGGGUGCACCUGCCAUGUAG